AUGCGCUUCCUGUCAACAUCGAGAUCAGAGCCAAGGCUCGGUGCAGGCGGCAUCAUCGCUGCACUGCUACUGACGCUCAAUCGCUUUUCCUUGGCCUACCAACUGGAUCCUAAUUCGACGAGUUCGAUUAAAUCGAUUGCCAAAUCAAUCGCCAAGGAUAUGGUUGGCAUGUAUCAUGGCGACGAACCCGGACAAACACCAGGUCUACUACCUGAUCCUUAUUAUUGGUGGUACGCUGGCGCCUUUAUGGGAACACUCGUCGAUUAUUGGGCGUACACCGGAGAUUCUCAAUAUGUCGAAAUCACCAAACAGGCACUUCUUUUCCAGGUCGGCGAUCACGACGAUUAUAUGCCUAUUAACCAGACAAGAACCGAAGGAAAUGAUGAUCAGGGAUUCUGGGGACUUACUGUCAUGUCGGCUGCCGAGUACAACUUCCCCCACCCUGCAGAAGACCAGCCACAAUGGCUUGGACUUGCACAAGCCGUCUUCAAUACCCAGGCAGCUCGGUGGGAUACAGAGCAUUGCAAUGGCGGUUUGAGAUGGCAAAUCUUUCAGUGGAAUAGGGGUUACGACUACAAGAAUUCAAUCUCUCAAGCUUGUUUCUUUGCUCUAGGUGCCCGCCUCGCUCUCUUCACUGGCAAUAGCAGUUAUGCCGACUGGGCAGAUAGAACAUGGGACUGGAUGGAAGCAGUCGAGUUCAUUGACCCCAAGAGUUGGUACGUUUAUGACGGUGCUCAUAUCGGCAAUAACUGCACGAAACUCGUCCCCUAUCAAUUCUCUUACAACGCGGGCGGCAUGAUUCUCGGCGCUGCUGCCAUGUACAACUUUACCGAAAGCCAGGUCUGGAAGGAUCGCCUCGACAAUCUUCUUGUGGGCGCCAAAGUCUUUUUCUCGGGGCCUGAAAAGAACAUCAUGACAGAGGUAGCCUGUGAGCCCGUGAAACUUUGCAACCUCGACCAGAAGUCUUUCAAGGCAUAUCUGAGCCGCUGGCUUGCUGUCACUACGCAAUGGGCUCCCCAUACUCGCGACACUAUCAUGCCCCUUUUGCGUGCUUCCGCUGUUGCAGCCACUGACAAGUGCACGGGAGGCGACAACAAUCGAAUGUGUAGUCUCUACUGGACCAAGGACAAGUUCGAGGGCGAAGUCACCAUUGGUCAACAAAUGGCCGCAUUGGAAGUUACUCUUGCCUGCAUGAUCCAAGAUCGACCGGCCCCGUUAACGAAGGACACUGGAGGAACCAGCAAAGCCAACCCUGGCGGCGGUGCCGAAGACGUUGGGCGAACGACCCCUGAUUUGGAUUAUAAACCUUUACCUGCCGGUGAUAAGGCUGGUGCCGCCAUUAUUACCAUUUUGAUUCUCGCCGGCCUCCUCGCCGGUAUGUUCUGGAUAUUCUUUGACGAAACAUCAGACAGUGGUCCCAUUGAUCAGUUUCGGAGUUUUGGAUCCUCAGCCGCUGCUGUCGUUGCCGCUUUGGCUGCUGGUGGGGGCGCAGCCGCGGUAUUGGGACAUAAGAAGGGCAAGAAGGAUAUCAACGAGAAGACUGCGGCGGUCUUUGCGACAUCAAGCAAUGGCAGCUCCCAAGAAAACACCAACAGCCGCCCUGUUACAAACGAUGCGCCAGCCGGCGUUACCAAUCAAAGUCAGGGGCAACAUCGCCGGGUGUCUAGUAUGCCUUUGGGGUGGCCACAAAACCCAGCAAUGAGAGGAAGCACUCUAUAUGACUCUGAGGGAAUUUAUCCAGCGUCAGCCUCGGCGCGGCAAUCUCGAGGGGACUGGGCAGUAGGAGGAGGUAUUGGCGAAUCAAGCAGUGCUGCAGGAAGUUCGGCUGGUGGCAAUAGAAGCUACACGCAACAGGAGAACGCGACAGGCGACACCACUCCAGGCACCGAGGAACCUGGUCUAUCACACGAUAUGAACAGUAAUAGUGCCGCCCACACCGCCGAAUUGGGCGUGAGUCAACGUGAAGCUCCAGGACCUAUUGGGGUAGCACAGUGA
Molecule: messenger RNA, 1995 nt
Organism: Fusarium musae
Lineage: Eukaryota; Fungi; Ascomycota; Sordariomycetes; Hypocreales; Nectriaceae
Exons: 4
Coding region: 1-1995 (664 amino acids)
Biological process (GO): fungal-type cell wall biogenesis; carbohydrate catabolic process
Molecular function (GO): mannan endo-1,6-alpha-mannosidase activity
Source: RefSeq, a predicted model, not a curated record